Molecule: messenger RNA, 747 nt
Organism: Penicillium odoratum
Lineage: Eukaryota; Fungi; Ascomycota; Eurotiomycetes; Eurotiales; Aspergillaceae
Exons: 1
Coding region: 1-747 (248 amino acids)
Source: RefSeq, a predicted model, not a curated record
AUGUCCGGUACUUCGGGCAUCCCAACGUACAAUUCUGCGCCUCUGAAUUCAAACAAGAAAGAAGAAACCACUGCAGCGAACCCCCAGCCCGAACCCGCCACCGCAAUCGAAUCCUCUAUCACAACAGCUCCUCAGCCUGCAACGACCUCAGCUACAGCUACAGCCACAGCACCCUCAUACUCCCCUGUAUACGCAACGGCACAUGAACCUCCCCAGCCUGCCGCUGUAGCGAGCCUGCCAACUCCAACAGCAGCUCCGCAACUAGGCAACCUCACCGCAACACCAACCACAAAGAUCGCCUCCACAACCUCUCAAUCUCCUCCAGCACCCCAACCAGGCGCACUCCCAACUCCUACAGGAACAACAUCCACAGGCCCCUCAGUCCCCCCACCCCCCAAAGCAGGCGAAAUGGUCUCGCCCCCAGCGCCUCAACCUGGCGCAACUCAAACGUUUACGAAUUCAUAUGCCUACCAGCGCCAUCCAUCAGGAUCGCAUGGCUCCAUUCCAAACUCCACCUCAUCCCCGUACUCAGCGGUGUACCCCGAAUCUUCAAUGGGAGCCUCGCGGACACAAGGACUUCCUACGCACUAUGGUAGCAGCAGUGGAGGUGGAGCUGACAGCAUCUUCCCUGAUGAUGAGCCUGGUCUUAUGAAUACAGCAAAGGGGUGGAUGCAGAGUGCGGGCGAAAAGUUGGCAGAGGUAGAGGCGGAAGUUUGGAAGCGGAUUAAUGAUGCGCAUGGGAGAUAG